Messenger RNA from Umbelopsis ramanniana AG, 555 nucleotides. RefSeq lists its product as uncharacterized. The transcript is spliced from 4 exons. The coding region runs from base 31 to 354 and encodes 107 amino acids. Lineage: Eukaryota; Fungi; Mucoromycota; Umbelopsidomycetes; Umbelopsidales; Umbelopsidaceae. The record is from RefSeq and is a predicted model, not a curated record.
CUAACACUGAUUGCCAUUCCCUAAAUUACAAUGCCUUUACCAACUUUAGCAUUAAGAGCAAUUCACCGGGCAUCUCAAGCGAAACCUGCCUCUAAGCGUUUUUUCGAGGCAGAUGGCUUGUCUUUGGAGCAUUUCUUAGCUAGACGCAGAGCCAUAGCACUCUACAGGGAAAUAAUACGCUCUCUCAAAGGGCUGAAUAAAACGGACGCUCAUGAAAUACGACAAUGGGCUCGGUCCGAUUUCGAGCGCUACAGGGGCGAGAAAGAUCUGGAAAAAAUCAAGUCGCUUAUAACAUCCGGAAAGCAUCAAAUGCACAGCGUACAACAAUCUUUAAUGCUUGCUCAAGCGAAAUGAGCCUAGUCAUCUUGUAAUUUACUUCAUUGUACGAUAUUGUAUUUGUUUUUCAAUCAAGCCAGUAGAAAAAGCUAAACUUCCUUUCUCAAUCAACUCAAUUCAAUCAUCAUAUCAUACAUACUCUAACGAUAAACCCACUAGAAUUUGCAAAUCGGUAGCGGUCAGACAAUUUUUAUGGGAUUCGUUUCUGGAAAGCCCAAA